AACACAGAUCCACGAGUCAGAAUCCACCUUCAGAGGAGUUCGCCGAGGAAGGAAAACUAGGUAGGCUACUUCCUAACGUGUAGGAUUAUAUCGAGUUAUUCAUCAGUUGAUGCGACAUCUAAACUUCCUCCAUGUGUUUGUUACACUGUGGAAACCAGACCGAACCUUCCAACCAGGCGUAAGAAAAGAUCUCCUCAAUUGAAGUGGAUUAAUCCAAUGUGGCAGUUACUGUAUGCAUACAAGCAGUAUGGUGUACCGGUAAAGACCUGUUAACAGUCACCAGCAGUGAUAAUAUGCAAUCAAUUAAGCAAGAGGUGGACUCCAAUGAGUCCUACAGUGGAGAUGAUUCCCUGGUCCUGGCUGUCGCCUUACAAGGGGCUAACAGAGACCUGAUGGGCCACAAAAUCUCUGCAAUUCCGUUUAAGGCUAAAGCUGCCUGUCGCAGGAAAAGGGAGUUUAUCCCAGAGGAGAAGAAAGACAACCUUUAUUGGGAGAGGCGCCGCAAAAACAAUGAGGCAGCCAAACGGUCCAGGGAGAAGAGACGUAUAAAUGACAUGGUGCUUGAGAACAAGCUGAUGGCCCUUGGAGAAGAAAAUGCCUCCCUCAAGGCUGAGCUGCUGUCGUUGAAACUGAAGUUUGGCCUGGUGAGCUCGACAGCAUAUGCUCAAGAAGUCCAAAAGUUAUCCAACUCCACCACUGUAAACCCCUACCAAGAGUUUGUUCCACUCAGUGCUGGCCAAGGUUCUUCCAGCAAAGAUUUGGAGCCUGUUCACCUGCGCAGCAGCUGCAUAUCAGUCAUCAAGCAUUCACCUCACAUCCCAGAGACAUGUAUUGCAACUGCAAAGGGUAGCUUUAGUAUCUGCCAGACUUCAGACAUCAAGCAAGAACCAGCAGAGAAUGGCAGCUAUGCACAGGAGAGCAGUAGUCCCUAUGAACUCUAUAGAAACUACAGGGCCAGUCCAUUGUCUGGAGUCUACUCCCAACCUGCUUCAUUCCUGCAGAUCACCAGAUCGUCCAGUAACUCCCCCAGGAGCUCAGAUGAUGGCGCUAUAAGCAAAUCAUCAGAUGGUGAGGAUGAGCAGCAGGUCCCCAAAGGGUUAAUAUCAUAUAUAGGUGAUCCAAAAAGCGUCAUUGUCUCCACACACAAAGUGCCAGAUGCCAGUUCUUCAGCUUUGCCCCAUAAACUGCGGAUCAAAGCCAGAACCAUCCAAAUCAAAGUGGAGGCCAUCGACCCUGAAUAUGAGUCUUCUGGAAAGACCUCCUCUCCCAUCAACAAUUCAGAGGGAAGAUGCUACCAGACCGCUCAGGAUUUUUCAGCAUACACCCAGUCCCCCCCGUGCCCUUUGUCAUUACAGGUCACUAACAUGCAAGACUGGAUCCACCGGUCUGAGAAAAAGCAUAAAAGCAGCACAAAGACACUGCAGAAUGGCUUCAAAAGUAGCAGGCUGACCCCAAGCCCCGCCUCAAACAAAACCGUUGACCUUGUAAAAGAAUUGUCCUAUGCACACUCAGAUGCUGAGGACUUGUAUAUGAAAUAGGGCCUUUCUGACCUCUCUGCCAAAGUGGCCUGUCUGAGGAGACUGAUCACAACACAGCCAGGGUCUGUGAUAGACAACCAAAUGCACCACUGAUCAUCAAGAGUCAUUAUCAAAGCCAUGUUCCUCUGAAUGACCUUGGUAUGGUUCACAUUUCCACAGUAUUUGCUGUUGCAUUUUGUGGUUGAUAUUGGGGGUAAAAAUAUUUGGAUUACUGUAAAUUUUUAAAUGAAAGGUGUUCAAGUAAUGGCAUGUGCAUAGUUUCAUUGACGGCAGCUUGAUCAGGGAUUGGAAAAGAAGUAAUGGCAACUAAAAUGAAUAGAUUGAAAACCGUAUUUCUGUGGAGAGCAGCAGAGUGGUGCGAAUGACAUGACUAUUCACUAUAUGUUCCAUGUUUAACAGGUAAACAUGCAUUAACAGCAAAUUAAAGCAGGAGCAGAUAAGAAAACAGGGCAACCCGUUCUCACUCUCAACCAGGCCUGUCACAAUAAUUACAUUAUCGACUUAUGUAUGAUACCUCAUUUUAGCCAAUAUUGCCCGUUUACUUGCAUGUUAUUUUACAUGAGAAUGAAGAUUGCAGCAUUUCAGCCAGUCGUGCUGUGUCUGUACUCUUGUUUCCACAGGGCACGGCUGCGUCCGGUGUUAUGAGUUUUACCUACCUGUCGAGAAUUGCAUGCACCUCCAAAAACUGCUUUUAAAUACUAUAAUAUCCUUUGUGGGCUACAUCAAUGGUGAUAAAUGACUGUAAGUAUAUCUUUUAUGAAUAUUUACAGUUAAUAUUUGAUUACACUUCGUAUAAGAAGCAUUCCUUAUGAUUCAGCAAAAAUAUGUGGUGAAAACUGCGGUUGAUCAGGGAGCACAGCAAAUUGUCUGAAAUGGAUCUUAAGAGGUGGAUGCAUAAUUCGGCAGAACAGAUGUUGUAGGCUACCUGCCGAGAUUUGCAUCCACCUCUUUUCUCAGCAUGAAUUAGCGUUACCACCCGCUAGGUGCAUGCAAUUCUUGGCAAGCAUGCAGAUUUCAGGAUAACACCGGAAGCGGACAUCUUCUGUCUGUCUGCAGAACAAUUGCAGCAGGUCUGUUUUUGACUGAAGCUGUGCCAAGCAGCACGGAGCAGAUGAACAGGGAUUUAUUUAUUUAGGAGAUUUAAAAAAAAUAAGUUGCUCUUUAAAAGGGUGUGCUUCCAUUAUUAUGCUAUUAUCAUUAAAUAAUUGGCAUAAAAUGGUCUUAAAAUGACAAUAUUGUUUAUCGCAAUUAUUUCUGGGUAACUAUCGUCCAACAGAAGUAGUUAUCGGGACUCCCAAGUCGCCACAGACGGACACAAGACUUCAUGGUGUCACCUUUGAAUGCAAUGGGAGGCCUUUUAAGGUCAUUGUUUAACUCUACAAGUAGUUAGUAAGUUUAAAUAAGUGUUUCACCCAGGAGCCCAGUGCUGGUUUCCCAUGUGAAACAAAUAUGGUUAAUGUCGAUUCUUUUUUGCUUAUGUAACUUAAGAUAUUUAACAGCAUACUUAUUUUAACCCAAACCAUGAUCUUUGACUCGACCUAACCAAGAAGUUUUUGUGCAUAAACCUAACCAAACUACCAUUUCACAUUAAUGUGCCGUUUCACAAUGUUAAUUGCAUGUUUUUGUUUGUAAGACUAGCCAGAUGUUGGAUAUUUGUUAUUACUAACUUGACUGUCGAGCCCGGCAAAAUUAUGCUAAAGGGGUAGCCAGUGCGUUAAAAAGCAAUGAUUGAGGGGUCUGUGACGAGUUGAGAGUGAGAAUGUGUUGAAACAGGGAACUUUUUAAUAAAAUAUAAUCAACUAUAGUUAUAAAACAAUUGGUGCUCACUGCAGUAGAGGUAUUCCAAAUAAAGGAUUUGUGGGUACUAUUUGAGAAUUUACAGUUAAUUGUUAAUCACUGAUGUGUCACAGACAUCAUUGACAUUAUGUGUGAAGCUUUUAUUUUUAUUUUUCCAAAUGAAUCAUGACUCUUGUCUGUAUAUACCUGUCACUGAACACUGUUGUGCUUUGAUUUUAUGGAGCUGGAAAAGGCCCCAGAUAUUAACGACCAGCUCCAGCCUGCCCUGCUGCCGCUAUCAUUACAGGUUUGGUUGGGUGGCACUUUAGCAAAUGUUGCCAAAGGUCUGUAGUCUGGCCAUUCUUUGCCUUAAAACUGAAAUCUGUAAUGUUUUGAAUGUAGUGUGGUUUUUGAAUCCAUUUGUAUGUUGGUGCUCUGCUUUAGAGGAAUGCUCGGUAAUGCUUUAUUUUAUGGGUUUAUAAUUUUUUAUUUUUAUUUUUUUUAAUAAAUUCCAAGACAUUUCCUGGAUUUAAUUAUGUUAGUGUACUGAUUAGAGGAAAAUAUGUUUAAUUGUUACACUUCCAAUUACUCAUUAAUAUGUACAGCUAAUGUAAACACAGCAUGUCAGCUAUACAUGCAGAAGUAUGAGUUUGUCCAUAGAUGACAGCACUUACACAAAGAAUACAUUUUCCAAUAAUGAAUGAGACUUUGGGCAUUCUUAUUUUCCCUAUAACUGAUAUCAAAUUACAAAUUCUUUUCAGGAAGCUUUCUAAGAAUCUAUUAGAAUAUUAUGGACCAUAAAAUGCAGCAUUUCUGUUCUCUCCCGGCCUUGGUUGACUAUAUUCAUGCCUACCUUCAUCACUUAAGUAAUCAAUACUGGAUUCUUGUAUAUGUUGCAGUCAGUGACAUUGUCACUGCAUUCCAGCAGUGAGUUGAAACGCCUUCACAGACACCACACUACAUACUCCCUUGUCUCUGCUGUAGUUUAAAAGAGCAGAAAGUUCCAUAUUUUUGAUUACCUAAGUUUAGCGUAACUUUAUAGACAUUGCUUCUGUUUUUGUUUUGUAGCAGAUUUUUGUUGAUUAUUUAAACCUUCCAGGCUGCUGAUUAAACCAAGAAUGUGACACUGACUGGAUGGUGACUGCCAUCUGAUGUUACUGAAGAGUGUAACUGGAUUUUAUAAAGCUCUGACAUAUUCUUCCACAUUAUACCCUUACAGUUCUUGUAAUCGUAAUAUUAAAUGUUAAAUCCAGAACUGGCAGGGUUUCAUCAAAUUAAUCUCUCCUAGUUAUUUGGGGUAAUAAUAUCAUACCUUGUGACCUUCUCUGGUUUUCAGUGUAAAACUGCUGACUGCCCUAGUUGAUAUGUCAAAUAAUCAUUUCAAAAGAAUGGUUUGUGCAUUUGUCAUGGAUUGGAAUAUCUAUAUAAUUAUGGUGAUAACUAUUUGCCUAGCAGCCUGAAGUCCAGCUAUUUGUAUCUGAACACAUUUCUCAAGAUGUAUUGUAAUGGUGAGGGUUUUUGUUUAUAAUAAAUUUACUCACUGAA
Molecule: messenger RNA, 4859 nt
Organism: Micropterus dolomieu (smallmouth bass)
Lineage: Eukaryota; Metazoa; Chordata; Actinopteri; Centrarchiformes; Centrarchidae
Gene: nfil3
Product: nuclear factor, interleukin 3 regulated
Exons: 2
Coding region: 294-1538 (414 amino acids)
Biological process (GO): circadian rhythm; regulation of DNA-templated transcription; DNA-templated transcription
Cellular component (GO): nucleus
Molecular function (GO): DNA binding; DNA-binding transcription factor activity
Source: RefSeq, a predicted model, not a curated record